Myodes glareolus (Bank vole) is the source of this 521-nucleotide messenger RNA. RefSeq names its product coiled-coil domain containing 167 (gene Ccdc167). The record is from RefSeq and is a predicted model, not a curated record. NCBI's taxonomy places the organism in Eukaryota, Metazoa, Chordata, Mammalia, Rodentia, Cricetidae.
ACUUAGUGGGCCGGUCCAGUGCGGGGGACACGGCGAGCAAUAUGACUAAAAAGAAGCGGGAGAAUCUGGGCGUCGCUCAGGAGAUUGACGGCCUAGAGGAGAAGCUGUCUCAGUGUCGGAAGGACCUGGAGGCUGUGACCUCCCAGCUCUACAGGGCAGAACUGAGUCCUGAGGACAGGAGGUCUCUGGAGAAGGAGAAAACCACCCUCAUGAGCAAAGCCUCCAAGUAUGAGAAGGAGCUAAAGCUGCUUCGCCAAGAGAAUCGGAAGAACAUGUUACUCUCGGUGGCCAUCUUCAUCCUCCUCGCCCUACUCUAUGCCCACUGGACUAUGUGAGUCAGCUAUCCUCAGUCAUGCAGCUUCCCUUCCGCUCCCUACCAGGGACCAAGCAACCUUUCAAGCACAGACGGAGGUGGGGGCCUUUUCCCCUCUGGUUGCCCAGCGGCUGUAGCAGAAGGGCAUGGUACUGUCGCAUCCUCCUGCUCAGUAGAGGGGCAAUAAAGAGCCCCACGCUUUGCUGUC